CUUAGUGUCCCCUUGGCGAGCCCCCAAUAUUUAGACUCGAUUGUUGUCGUCGUUGCCAAUGGAAGGCGGGCCCCCAAACCACGUGACGUAAGGUGGGAUUUUAACACAGGUGAAUUGAUCGGGUGUACAAACUCUACGUCACGAUUUUCAUACAGGAGAAAUUGAUCCGGUGUUUUUAGAAAAAGUCAAACAACGACAGUGUGAAAAUGGGAGAGGAAGACGAACCUAAAAAAUAUGGUGAAGCUAGAAAACAUGACGCGAAAUUUAAAGGACCUUUGAAAAAUAGAUCAUGUACAGACAUCAUCUGCUGUGUAUUGUUCCUCGUUUGUAUUGUAGUGAUGGGUGCCUGCUCUAUCAUUGGUUAUGCAAGAGGAAAUCCUGCCAAGCUUGUAUUCCCUACAGACUCUGCUGGCAGUAUCUGUGGCUAUGACACAAGUGUGAAGUCUAAGCCGAACCUGAUGUAUUUUGACUUACUACAGUGUUCAAAGGUGCAGUCCAUCUUUCUUGGCUGUCCUACUCCACAGGUCUGUGUGGAGAAAUGUACCACUGACUACUACGUUUACCUGGAGUCUAUAGCCAAGGAGACUCUUAAUGGAGGCCAAGACAAUACUGAGCGGGCUAAACUGCUUUGUACAUAUGAUGUGGACCCCACAGCAGGCACAAAAACUAUCCAAGAGCUGAUAUCAGAUGAAGAUUGUGCAGCAUACUAUCUCCCCAACACCGCAAUUGUUGGUCGCUGUGUGCCAUCCAUUUUCUUUACUGUUGUUGACAAGUCAAAAGAACUGGUGACAUCAGGAAACUUCAACAUCACCACAGCUGGAGGAACGGAGGUCACCGGGAGCCUCGUUGAAUCUGCCAGCGAGUAUCUAGCUACAUUUUUAUCUGCGACCCAGGUUGUGGAACUGGUGUUCAAGGACAUCGUGACAGCUUGGUAUCUCAUGCUUAUCUUCUUGGGGAUAGCCAUGAUUGUCUGCUUCAUCUGGAUUGUUCUUCUCCGAUGGUUUGCUGGCAUCCUCGUCUGGGUCAGCAUCGUUGCAGUUCUGGCUCUCAUGGGAUUUGGCUGUUACUACAGCUACUCCCAGUACUAUGAGUUGAAGAACCAGAACGUUACAGCAGAGUUUGGGGUUUCGGAACUUUUCACCCUCAACUUUAGUUAUUACCUCGGUCUAAAGGAGACCUGGUUGGCAUUUGGCUGCACAACAGCGACCUUCCUUGCCAUAUUUCUCCUCAUCCUCAUCUUCUUGGUGUCAAGAAUUUGCAUUGCCAUCGAGCUUAUCAAAGAGGGUAGUAGGGCAAUCGGUAACAUGAUCUUUACCCUCUUCUGGCCGAUCAUCCCGUUUGUCCUACAGGUGAUCGUAGUGGCCUACAUGGGCGCCAGUGCUAUUUACAUAGCGUCUAUAGGAGGACCUGAGUACUACUCCAAUGGUACAGAUGUCGCAAACAGCAUCAACUCUGUCUUGGACAGAGUGCCUUGUACACCUGAUAAUUCUACUGUGGGGUCUUUCUGUGACUUUGUCAGAUAUGGAGGGACAGACUAUAUCAUCACAAUGGAGGUUUUUAUGUUGUUCAUGUUUUUCUGGUUGAUGAACUUUGUCGUUGCCCUUGGUCAAAUGACUUUAGCGGGAGCCUUUGCCUCUUACUACUGGGCAUUCGAAAAGCCUAAGGAUAUCCCAGCAUUCCCUCUGAUGUCAGGACUUCACAGAUCUCUCAGGUAUCAUCUUGGAACACUAGCCUUUGGGUCGCUCAUCAUUGCUAUCAUACAAAUGAUUCGGGUGGCGCUGGAGUACCUGGACAGUAAACUGAAAGGUGCAGAAAACAAGGUGGCCAAGUUUAUGGUUAAGUGCUUGAAGUGCUUUUUCGCUUGUGUAGAAAGAUUGAUCAAAUUCCUCAACAGAAAUGCUUACAUAAUGACAGCAGUUUAUGGGAAAAAUUUCUGCACAGCUGCUAAAGAUGCGUUCUUCUUAAUCAUGAGGAAUGUUGUGAGAGCGGUGGUGUUAGAUAAGGUCACAGACUAUGUGCUGUUCCUUAGCAAGCUCAUGGUGACCGCUGCAAUUGGAGUUGGAGCCUAUUUCUGGUUCCAGGGCAAAGUGAGCCUCUUCAGCGAGUUCAUCCCUCUUCUUAAUUACUACCUCACCCCCGUUAUCGUCGUUAUCCUAGGAACCUAUCUGAUUACCUGCUCUUUCUUCAGUGUGUAUACGAUGGCUGUCGACACACUGUUCCUGUGUUUCUUGGAGGAUCUAGAAAUGCAUGAUGGAAGCCCUGAGAAGCCUUAUUACAUGAGCAAAGGAUUAAUGAAGAUUUUGGGGAAGAAAAACAAAAAGGAGAAAGUAGUCGAUAAAGUGGAAUCAAAAGAAGAUGACUAAUUAGUUGCAUAGUUUUACUCAAUAACUAUAAACUGAAUUAUUCAUCAUUUAAUAGCUCAACUCAUCCACUUUAUUAUCAUAAUUAAAGACAUUUCUUACAUAUAAUCAAUUAUUUUGAUAUAAUGUAUUAGAAGUUAUCUAGUUUUUGAUGUUGUGAAAGAAAAUACUAUCAAUGAAAUUUCGAAUUUAUUUGGAAAUUUAUUCUAAUUUUUUGUAAUCACAUGUUAAUCCAAGGAGAUAAGAUAUUUUCAAAAAGUUUUGUAUUAUUUUCAUUCGUUUUAUUUUUAC
This is a messenger RNA of Mizuhopecten yessoensis (Yesso scallop), 2651 nucleotides long. Its product is annotated as choline transporter-like protein 2. The transcript is spliced from 22 exons. NCBI's taxonomy places the organism in Eukaryota, Metazoa, Mollusca, Bivalvia, Pectinida, Pectinidae. The record is from RefSeq and is a predicted model, not a curated record. Gene Ontology annotation, cellular component: membrane. Gene Ontology annotation, molecular function: transmembrane transporter activity. The coding region runs from base 207 to 2363 and encodes 718 amino acids. Gene Ontology annotation, biological process: transmembrane transport.